This is a messenger RNA of Lolium rigidum, 1447 nucleotides long. RefSeq lists its product as uncharacterized. The transcript has a single exon. Lineage: Eukaryota; Viridiplantae; Streptophyta; Magnoliopsida; Poales; Poaceae. The record is from RefSeq and is a predicted model, not a curated record. The coding region runs from base 1 to 1203 and encodes 400 amino acids.
AUGCCCGGCGCGAUCGCCGCGUGCUUCCGCUGCGCGCCGGCAGCAGCGCCGCUCGCGUCCGGGUCCGCGGCGGGGCCCAGCCUGGCCACCUCCGUCUACGAGACCCAUCUUGGCCUCGUCGCGCUCUCCUGGUCGCGCACCUCCUUCGGCCUCUCGCUCCGCGCCGUCCUCCGCCUGUCGCCGCCGCCGACCCCAUCAUCCUCCGGCGCCGUAUACUUCGGCGAGGACCCAGACGAAGACACGCUCGCCUUCCGCGUCCGCCCCUGGCUGCUCUGGCGGCGCCGCGGGUCCAGGCGGUUCAGCGACGGCGACCGCCGCGUCGACCUGGCGUGGGACCUCACGCGCGCUCGCUUCCCGACCUCCGGGUCCCCGGAGCCAUCCUCGGGGUUUUUCGUCGCCGUCGUAGUCGACGGCGAGAUGGUCCUGGCCGCCGGGGAUUUGCCCGACAGGGCUUACCGCAGGACCCGGGCCCGCCCCCCGCCUGGCCUGCGCUCUGCGCUGCUGUCCCGGCGCGAGCACGUGGUCAUGCGGGACACCGGCUACGGCCGCGGCCACAGAACCUCCGUGAACGUCCGGGGCAAGGAGCGGGAGAUCUCCGUGGAUCUGGUGUCCCGCUGCCGCGGCAAGGACAGCGUCGGCCGGGACAACGAUAGGGCGGACGUCGGCAUGUCCGUCUCCCUCGACGGCGAGCGCGUGCUCCACGUCCGACGACUUCGCUGGAAGUUCCGUGGCACGGAGCGAGUCGACCUGGGCGACGGCGACCAGGUCCAGGUCUCCUGGGACCUCCACAAGUGGCUCUUCCCCGCGCGUGAACCGCCACCCGCGGACGCCGCCGCGCAUGCGCACGCGCACGCGGUGUUCGUCUUCCGUUUCGAGCCCGGCUGCGGCGGCGAGGAGCCCCAAGCCGAGGAGGGCCGGCUCCACAAGAAUGUGUCGUCGAGGACAAGCACGAGCACUUGGAGAGACUACUUUCAGCGGUGGGGGCAAAAGGACUGGAGCGGGACCCUCAGCAAGGUAGAGAGGGAGAAGAAGGGGAGAGGGCGGAAGCUGGCCAUGGCGAGCUCCUCGUCGUCGGUGUCCGUGGCGUCGUCAGCGGCGUCCUGGGCAAGCAGCUCGACGGUGAUGGACUGGGCUAGCCCCGAGGAGGCCGAGAUGCAGCGGGGCGACGGCUUCUCGCUGCUCAUCUACGCAUGGAAGAGCUAGCGGCGAUUGUUUCUCGGUUGGUGGUAUUGUUCCGCUUCAAAUUUUGCAGCUGUUGUAAGUGUCAAUUCUCUUGUGUAGUUGGCCCUGUGGGAUCAAAUUGAUCUUACAUUUCAGUAGCGAUAGCCAAGUGAGUGGUGCUGGCAUCUUCCAUUCUUCGCAUUCUGACAACGAGGAAAAGGAAAUUUGAUUGACAGUGUGGACAUUUGAACGCAGGUUUAGACAUAACUUAUCUAAUUAAUCUACA